Messenger RNA from Pteropus alecto (black flying fox), 375 nucleotides. RefSeq names its product kinocilin (gene KNCN). Gene Ontology annotation, cellular component: kinocilium; apical plasma membrane; cuticular plate. The record is from RefSeq and is a predicted model, not a curated record. The transcript has 4 exons. Bases 1 to 375 code for a protein of 124 amino acids. Lineage: Eukaryota; Metazoa; Chordata; Mammalia; Chiroptera; Pteropodidae.
AUGGACAUCCCCAUCAGCGGCAGAGACUUUCGCUGCCUGCAGCUGGCCUGUGUGGCCCUUGGCCUGGUGGCUGGCAGCAUCAUCAUCGGUGUCUCUGUGUCCAAAGCUGCAGCUGCCGUGGGUGGUAUCUUUAUUGGCGCCGCUAGUCUGGGGCUCCUUAUCUUGGCCUACCCCUUCCUGAAAGCUCGGUUCAACCUGGACCACAUCCUGCCUAACAUAGGGAGCCUGAGAAUCCACCCCCACCCAGGGCCAGACCAUGCGGAGGGAAGAUCCAGCACCAAUGGCAAUAAAGAUGGAGUCCGAAGCAGCCUAUCCACCGUGAGCAGAACUCUGGAGAAGCUGAAGCCAGGGGGCCGAGGCACUGGAGAAGGUUGA